This is a messenger RNA of Papaver somniferum (opium poppy), 1711 nucleotides long. RefSeq names its product splicing factor U2af small subunit B-like. Gene Ontology annotation, cellular component: U2AF complex; spliceosomal complex. The record is from RefSeq and is a predicted model, not a curated record. Gene Ontology annotation, biological process: mRNA splicing, via spliceosome. Bases 162 to 1184 code for a protein of 340 amino acids. The transcript has 6 exons. NCBI's taxonomy places the organism in Eukaryota, Viridiplantae, Streptophyta, Magnoliopsida, Ranunculales, Papaveraceae. Gene Ontology annotation, molecular function: pre-mRNA 3'-splice site binding; metal ion binding.
ACUCUCGAGAACUCGUUCCUCUUCGGUGUUCGAUCUCUUCUCGACUUCCUCUCUAUGUUAUAACUAAACAACCUAGAGUGAGAAAGAACCCCUUCCGAAACCAAAACCCUAAUCAAAAAUAAAAAAACACAAAUCUUCUCUUUGAUUCAUCAACAUCAAUAAUGGCGGAGCACUUAGCUUCGAUAUUUGGUACUGAAAAGGAUCGUGUGAAUUGUCCUUUUUAUUUCAAAAUCGGAGCAUGUAGACAUGGAGAUCGAUGUUCUAGACUUCAUACUAGACCUAGUAUUAGUCCUACUUUACUUCUCUCUAAUAUGUAUCAGAGACCUGAUAUGGUUACCCCUGGGAUGGAUCCUCAAGGUCAAGCUGUUGAUCCUCGUAAGAUCCAAGAACACUUUGAGGAUUUUUAUGAGGAUUUGUUCGAGGAGCUGAGCAAGUAUGGAGAGAUCGAAAGCUUGAACAUCUGUGAUAACUUGGCUGAUCAUAUGGUUGGUAACGUGUACAUUCAGUUUAGAGAGGAAGAACAUGCUGCCAGUGCUCUUAAGAAUUUGACUGGAAGAUUUUAUGCAGGGAGGCCUAUUAUUAUUGACUUCUCUCCAGUGACGGACUUCCGUGAGGCAACGUGUAGGCAAUAUGAGGAGAAUACCUGUAAUCGAGGUGGUUAUUGUAACUUUAUGCAUCUGAAAAAGAUAAGCAGGGAAUUGAGGAGGCAAUUAUUUGGAAGGUACAGAAGAAGGCACAGUCGUAGUCGAAGCAGAAGUCGAAGUCCCUACAGGCACCGUGGCGGUCAAGAGGAACGUCCACAUGGUGGUCGAGGUUCUGGUAGAAGACAUGAUGACAGAAAUCACCAUGAUGACAGGAACAGGAGGCCCAGGAGCCGGAGCCCUGGACAUAGAAGAGGAAGAAGCAGGAGUCCACCUGCUGGAAGGAGGAACAGGAGUCCUGGUGCUAGGGAAGGUAGUGCAGAGAGAAGGGCCAAGAUCGAGCAAUGGAAUAGAGAGAAAGAACAGUCAGAUCCUGGCAGCAAGGGUGACGACAGGGAUACUAAUAAUAACAAUGAUGGUAACACUCUUAAUGGAUAUGAUGAACAGAAUGAAGGGCAGUACUAUGAUCAGCAGCAGCAACAGCAGCUGCCGCUGCCUCCACCACCGCCAAUGCCACCACAAGACAGAGAGUGGGACUAUUGAUCUGAUAGGUGGUGUGCAGGUUCACUGUUCUGUAACAUGGGAACGUAGAAAAACCCUUUCCCUUCCCUUCCCUAACACUACAACAUUUGCAGGAUCUGUGUGCUUUAGUGUGUGGUUUACUUGUCAAAACCCUUAGGUGUCUGCGUUUCUUCCCUUUGUCGUUUUCUUCUCGUCCCAAAAUGAAUCAUUAGAUUGCUUCUGUUACCAAAUCACCUAGUUGUGCAUGUCAGUGAGAUACCCAGAUUUUUCCCCUCUAAAUCAUCCCCUGGGGCGCCGCAGCGGCGCUCCAGGCACGCCACCGUGAAAGGUGUGGCAUGAAAGUGGGCCUCUUUUUUUUCUUUUAAGCUAGAUGUUUUCUGAAGGGGUCAAUGUGGAACUUGUUUGUGGGUCUGAGGAUUCACAUUACAUAUUUUUAACCUUUAAGGACUUCAUCUUCCUAUCUUUUUAGUUUUUUACUUAUUUAUUUAGUAUGCUAAAGCAGCAGAGAGAUAAAUAAAGAAGACAUUCUUUGUUCGUUCUUUCGUUCA